Trifolium pratense (red clover) is the source of this 1685-nucleotide messenger RNA. RefSeq names its product chaperone protein dnaJ C76, chloroplastic. The transcript has 4 exons. Bases 76 to 1512 code for a protein of 478 amino acids. Lineage: Eukaryota; Viridiplantae; Streptophyta; Magnoliopsida; Fabales; Fabaceae. The record is from RefSeq and is a predicted model, not a curated record.
AUCUUUGCAUGGUCGUUGUGUUUGUAGGACAUCUCAUGAUAUAUAUAAACCAUCCAUAUGAAACUCUAAGGUACGAUGAUGUCUUAUCCUUUUGUUGCUUCACCUUGUUCACAAACUCAACUCAUAAACAUGGCUAGUGUUACAUCUACAUGUCUAUCUUUCUUCACUCCUAAAACUUCAAUUCUUCACAACAAUAAUAAGUUUUGUUUUUCUAAAUCCAAUUUCUCCACUCUCACAUGUAAGGCAUCAUCAUCAUCAUCAAGUUUUUCAUCAUCCAUAUUGGAUUUUGACUUGUAUGAUCUUCUAGGAAUUGAUAGUUCUUGUGAUCAGUCACAGAUCAAGACGGCAUAUCGAUCUCUUCAGAAACGAUGCCACCCUGAUAUCGCCGGCCCUUCUGGUCAUGACAUGGCCAUCAUUCUUAAUGAUGCUUAUGCUAUUCUUUCAGACCCGUUUGCACGCCUCGCCUAUGAUAAGGAGCAUGCAAAGAUCACAGAAUUCAAAGGCUUCACCGGAAGACCGAUAUAUUCAGUAUGGCGUGGUUCUGAAAGCGAGCAGCGUGCUAUAUUUGUUGAUGAAGUCAAAUGUGUCGGAUGCUUAAAAUGUGCUUUGUUAGCUGAAAAGACUUUUGCUAUAGAAUCAGUUUAUGGAAGAGCUAGAGUUGUUUCUCAAUGGGCUGAUUCUGAACCCAAAAUUGAUGAGGCAAUACAAGCUUGUCCUGUCAACUGCAUUUCAGUUGUUGAGAGAUCCAACCUUGCUGCUUUAGAGUUCUUAAUGUCGAAGCAGCCACGUGGCAAUGUAAGAAUAGGUGCAAGUAACACCGCAGGAGCUCGUGUUUCUAACAUAUUUGUAGAUGUGGAGAAGUUUCAAACCAGAUUCCAAGAGACAAUGGAAAAAGCUUCCAAAUAUUCUAAGGAAACAGAUCUGCAAAGAGAAUCAAGAAUGUCAGCAAUUCAAACAAUAAGAUCAAUUUCCAAUUGGUUAUAUUGGCAACCACAUAAUCCAAGUGGUAACAAAAGCAUGACAAGAGUUGAGCCUAAAUUAUUACCAGAACCAAAUCUUCACAAACUAAGAGAUGCAGCUGCAAAGAGAAAACUAAAAGAUAAUUCAAAAACCAACAAUCAAACAUCUCUAAAUUCCAAUAAUCCCGACGAAUAUUGGACUCCAUCGACUACCGUUCUUCCUUCUUCAACUACUUUUACUACUCCAACACAAGUUAAGAAUCCUUCAUUAGGAAAGAAACAAAGAAAGAAAAAUGAUGUUGAAAGAUAUGAGAAUGAAAAUAGUCCAAUUAAAUGGGGAUUACCAAUUGUUACUUCAUUGUUUGGUAUGGCUGCAGUUAGAUUACAUGAAGUAUCAUCAACUACAGUUGAGUUGAAAGAGCAUUGGGGUGGUCCUUUAGCUUUGGAAAUUGUUAAUAGUUCUUGGUUGCAAUAUGGAUUGGUUGCAGCUACUUGGUAUGUGAUUGGAAGGAUUGUUAUAGAAUUUGUGGCCAACAUUGGAAAUAGAAGAUAGAUAGUAUAUAGUUAUAGAUGAUUAAAAUGUAACUAGCAUAUAUAGGAAUAUUGAAUAGAAAUAUAUGAUGUAAUUAUAAGUUCUCCCUAAAGUUUAGGUACAUGAAUAUAUAACAACAUAUAUAUGAUGUAAGUAUAAGUUCUUCCUUAAAGCAUAUACAUUUUUUUUUGUUA